AAUCAAAUGUGUAAUGAGACAAGAUGUUAAUAAAACUAUCACUUAGCGUCUUAUUUAGUUUAUGGAAAAGUAGAUUACGGUGAUAUUUUAAAUGUGUAAUGUUAUUACAGGGCUUAUUAAUUGUAGUGAAGGUGCCAUGAAAUAAAUUAAAGGAUGAUGAUGGGCGAUCAGUUUCGUAGCAAAGUGGAGCAAUAUUCACCAAAGUCAUCACCCAGGGGUGCACGAUCCCCUGUUGUUUCGCGUCAAGAUUCAACAGGGACUCUUAAAACAACCAUUUCCCUGGGUAAAAAUCCUUCCAUUGUCCAUAGUGGUCCAUUUUACUUAAUGAAGGAACCCCCAGGAGAAAGUGAACUCACUGGGGCAACAAACUUAAUGACCUAUUAUGGACUAGAACAUUCUUAUAGCAAAUUCAGUGGGAAAAAAUUAAAAGAACAACUUUCAUCAUUUCUACCAAACUUACCUGGAAUCAUAGAUAGACCUGGACAUUUGGAUAAUAGUUCACUAAGGUCUGUAAUUGAAAAACCUCCAAUAGGAGGAAAAGACUUAAUACCACUAACCAGUGUUCAAUUAGCUGGUUUUCGUCUACAUCCUGGUCCUUUGCCUGAGCAAUAUCGUUAUGUUAACCAAGCUCCACAAAGGAAGCACAAAAACAAACAUAAAAAGCAUAAGCAUAAACCUGGAGAAGUACCUAGUGGUCAAGAGGCAACAACUACGGACAUUGGUGGUUCAGAUACCCACGAGAAAAAGCAUAAAAAGCAAAAACGACACGAUGAAGAGAAAGAGGCUAGGAAAAAGCGUAAGAAAGAGAAAAAAAGAAAAAAACAGAAACACAGCCCCGAAUAUAGUGGUGGUUUAACACCAUCUCAACAUUCCAAUUCGUGAUCUUCAAUUUCACCUUUUCUAUUUAUAUCUAACUUUUGAUUUAACAUCACAAUUUUUAUUGCAAAUACUAAAUUUAUCUUUUUCGUUAAGUUAGUUUAUCUGAGAUCGCUUAAUGAAUUUCAUUAGAAUUAUCUGUAUACAUAUCUUUUCUUUAGAAAGAAUUUUACAAUCUUAAAUUCGAAAGAAGAAUGCCGAAAGUUUGAAUAUCAAAAAUUACAUGUGAUUUUUGAUAGUGAAACUUUCGGCAUUCUUCUUUCGAAUUUAAGAUUGUAAAAGUCUUCUUUUUUUUUUUUUUUAUAAGAUUGUAUACUAUUACCAUGUAUUAUAGAACCAAUGAUGUGUAGGAAUGUAUUUAUAUUUACAAAUACAGGUAUAUGUAUAAUUUGUAUUUGCACAUGUAUCAUAACAUAUUCGACUCAUUGAGACAGUUUCUUCUCGCAAGUAAUUCUUUGUAAUUUCAACAAUAGUUGUUUUGAUACGAAAACCACGAACUUUUCUAGAUAGGAAUGAAUUUAGUUUAUUAAUAAAUUAUAAGAUAUAAAUAUGGAUGAAUCAGUAGUAUGAAAACACAGUGUAUUACUGUUGAUGUAAAUAUAUAUAUAUUGAAAAAACAAAACGGUAGGAAAUUAUAGAAUAUCACUGUAUUGAAAAUGUUUUUUAUGACAAUUAUGAAAAUACAAUGUUUACGAACAAAACUGAAAUUGUGCAUUGUAUUGAGAAUUUAAAAUACAUGUAGUAUUAUGAUAAAAUUAAUAAAAAAAAUUGUGAAAUAUAAA
Frieseomelitta varia is the source of this 1658-nucleotide messenger RNA. RefSeq names its product mediator of RNA polymerase II transcription subunit 19 (gene MED19). Gene Ontology annotation, biological process: positive regulation of transcription by RNA polymerase II. Gene Ontology annotation, cellular component: mediator complex. The record is from RefSeq and is a predicted model, not a curated record. NCBI's taxonomy places the organism in Eukaryota, Metazoa, Arthropoda, Insecta, Hymenoptera, Apidae. The transcript has 5 exons. The coding region runs from base 154 to 882 and encodes 242 amino acids. Gene Ontology annotation, molecular function: transcription coregulator activity; transcription factor binding.